AGCGCCGAGUCUGCUGGCAUGUAAACAGACGCCGGAGGAGUAGGAGGAGACGGCGCCAUGCAGCUAACGCAUACGGUUAUUUUCGUAAUAAUACGGUAUUUGUUAAUGUUGUUAACGCCCAUUGCUCAUCUUGUUCGACUGGAGAAUAUUCUCGAAACGACAGAAAGUUGACGGAACUAAUGAGAAGAUCUCACUCGUAUUUAAAAGGAUAUCUCCAUAUUAUUUUUUGUUUGUAAUACUAAAGGCCCAACCUGGAAUAUAAUAUGAGCGGCGCCUCCUCACAAGCACUGGACAGUCUGAAGCCAGGAGAGGAAAACGUACCCAGCAGGACGAUGCUGGCCCACAGCUGGCCCACAAUUGGCGGCCACCGAACCCCACUUGUGCCGGAGGAUUUAAACUUUCAGAACCGCGCUGCGGAGGAUUGCUUCCAGUCGGGAGACCCAGGUUUGAAUGCACAGCUGCUCACAAAGCAUUCGGAAAUAAACUGGCUUCCUACUAGCCUGAGUUGUGGAAAUAAUAAAAAACGUCAACACAGUGAUGUUGGAAUGAUAGGACGGAACUGUAAAACUAUUAAGAUUAACCCCGUCUCAUCGUCUCGAUAUGUGAGCUGUGAAAGACGCUACCAAAGAAAGCAUAAGAGGGAACACGAUGAAGAGACUGCCACUCCCAGGAAGAGGCAAGCUACAGAAGAGAUGGUGAGAGCCUCAUUCCAAGCGCCCUCCUUUCUCCCUGAGGGUGUGGCCCCUCAGCACUGCUGGGGAGACCUCAGUGCCAGCCCCCAGCAGCCUGCAGAGCUGGAGGGGCAGGCAGCCCACAUGGAGGUGGAGGGGAGGGAGAGUAUGAAGCAUUGGGGGGCAGCACACAGGAGACUGCAGGAGAUUGAAGACAGUAUAAUUGUGGAGGAUGACGACGAGGACUUAGAAACUGCAAGUACGAAUUCUAGCUUCCCUGUGCUGGUCAUGUCAGACACCCUUCGGGAAGGAUUGAAACAGGGACUCGGGGACGUGAUACCACGGAAAAUAGCACAGUCCCUGAACCACUCGUGUAUGGAGAUGGUGAUAUGGAGACCCCCAGAGGAUGUUCUGUGCAGCAAACAGAGAGAAUCAAUAGAGAGGCUCAGGCAGAGUACAGACUCCAGUCUUGUAGCAGGGGCUCCGGUGUUGAAGGGCGGGGAUAUUGAGCUCCAGCAACACCCUGCACAGACCCCAGUGUACAGAGAUCUCAGCCAGCACAGCUGCACCGAGGAGGAUAUGGAGCUUUAGGCUACAGCUACAGGCAACGUCAUGCAAGUGCUUAUGUAAAGUGAGGACCAACUGCAUUGGCUACAGUCCGGCACGGUGCUGACAGGCCACUCAAGCAGAGAAUGCCAAUUGUCCAGAAUUGUGCCAAAUUCAAUGGUGGUAUUGUGAUGUAGACCUCCAUACUCAAGCACAGUCCAGUAGUGAAAGACAAAAGUUAUUGCAUUGUUGUAUAUAUUGCAGUAAUCCUUCGCAUAUCCAAGUGCAGAGGGACUAGAGUAAGGGCGGAUAUGUAGUCGGAUGAAUGAAUCCUGUUUUAAGUAUCAUUAUACACAGCUGUAACAAUUACU
Molecule: messenger RNA, 1588 nt
Organism: Polyodon spathula (Mississippi paddlefish)
Lineage: Eukaryota; Metazoa; Chordata; Actinopteri; Acipenseriformes; Polyodontidae
Product: coiled-coil domain-containing protein 117-like
Exons: 7
Coding region: 264-1262 (332 amino acids)
Source: RefSeq, a predicted model, not a curated record